Molecule: messenger RNA, 1068 nt
Organism: Prorocentrum cordatum
Lineage: Eukaryota; Dinophyceae; Prorocentrales; Prorocentraceae
Source: the annotation of a GenBank genome assembly
AUGGCCUCUGCAGCCACCGCCUUCGGGCGGCCGCUGCCGCCGGCCGCCCCCGUCGUCCACGUGCUGUCGGACUCCGACGACGGCGCCCCGGAGCUGCCGGCCUCGAGCGCCGCCGCGGCCCCCUGCCGAGCGGCCCAGCUGCUGGUCGGCAUGGGCUUCGCCGCGGGCGCGGCCGCGCAGGCGGCGGGCGCCGCCAGGGCCAGGCUCGGAGGCGGUGCCGACAGCGCCCUCGUCGUGGCCGCCGCGCUGGACGCGCUCCAGGCGCAGCGCCGCUCGCCGCAGCGGCCGGGCGCAGCCUCGCCGCGCGGCAAGCGCGCGGCCUCGCCGGGCCCCAGGGGCCCGCCGCCUGGGCGAAGCCCGCGCGGGCCGGGCGGGCUCUGCCGGGCCGCCGCGCAGCAGGUCCUCCCCCCCGGCCUAGUGGAGCGCGUCAGGCCGGCAUUCGAGUCGCGGGGCAGCAGGGACCAGCCGUGGGUCCACGUCAGGAACGUCGACGGCCGCGAGGGCAGGCUCGUCGCCAGCCUGGUGUUCCAGGCGUUGCAGGGCGCGCUCGGCGAGGGUUUCUGCGCCCGCCUGAAGCGGAGGCGACGGACGCGGGACGGCAUCAUUUCGGACCACAGGCAUCCAGAGUGGCACACCAGCCCGAGGCUCUCUGUGCUGCAGGACCUGGCCUCGCAGCUGCUUGCCUACCUCUCCGCGCCGCCCGCCGAGGGCUCCGCUCCGGCUGUGCCGAGGGGCGUUCUGAGCCGGCUGCGCGAGCCGCGGCGGCAGUGGAACGACACGGAGGUGCUGAUCUACAACCCGGGGUGCAGGGUCAAGAGGCACCACGACGCGCAGCCCCCGGGCUCGCUGCUGCUCGUGUUCUCCGCGGGCCUGUCUGGCAGCGGCCACGCCUGGCCCCACGGCCAGCUGGUGGAGAGCGUCAUGCAGAGCGGAGACGUCGUCAUCAUGGACGGGAAGCGCACGGAGCACGCGAUCCCAGAUGUGCUCGAGGGGACAAGCCCUUUCCGGCCUGACGAGUGGUUGGGCAACCGCCGCUUGGCAGUGCUGGUCCGUGAGGCGCCUCCGUGA